Ictalurus punctatus (channel catfish) is the source of this 5022-nucleotide messenger RNA. RefSeq lists its product as uncharacterized. NCBI's taxonomy places the organism in Eukaryota, Metazoa, Chordata, Actinopteri, Siluriformes, Ictaluridae. The record is from RefSeq and is a predicted model, not a curated record. Bases 196 to 1014 code for a protein of 272 amino acids. The transcript has 13 exons.
CCAUGCCUUCCGCUCCACCUGCUGUUUUGUUUGUUUCCUCCUCAUCUUCUCAUCUCUUCUCAUCAUUCUUGUACUAGUAUGUAAGUGUGUAUCGCUGUACGAAGGUGCGAGCUCCGAUCUUGAAACAUUACACAAGGAUUCACAAACAUGACAGAGUCUAAAGUGAUAAAGUAAUUGUGCGUACACUACCUGACCAUGGCUCUGAAAAACAACACAGCAAAAGUUGAACAAAACCUGACCAUGGCUCUGAAAAACAACACAGCAAAAGUUGAACAAAACCUGACCAUGGCUCUGAAAAACAACACAGCAAUCUCCCGUCCAGAUUGGCUGUUGUACGUGAUUCCUUCUAUUGCCUUUGUACUUGGAUUGUUCCUGUUCUCAAUGGUCUAUAGAACACAGCGUCGCAGAGAGAAAGAAUUUCGGCGAGUUGCUGCACUAAAGGCCAUCAUGAAGAAAACCUCAGCAGGACAUACCUACACAAGGUACACAAGUCAAGGACCCAUGGGAACAGCAAAUAAGGACUCAAGCAAACUGCACAACUCCAGCAAAACUCAAGGAAACCUUACAAAACAAGAAGCCCAGUCUUAUGAGAACGUUACAGCGGUAAUCUACAGUAAUGAGGAUAAAGUCAACUACUGCGUCCUUCCAGAUGAUGAUUAUCUCACUCCUGAUGCAGUGGCAGACAAAGUGACAGAAACCAACAACACCACCUACCUUCAAGCACCUCGCAACCUUACAGACACCGAUGGAGAGUCGUAUGAAAACAUGGAAGGGUGUGUGUACGCUCAUCCUCGCCAAUCCACACUAAGGAAUGCAAUCAGCACUGAGGAUGAUGAUUAUAUUAACCCUGAUGAAGAGAACAAACACAACCUGGAACAGACAGACACAGAGUCCUAUGAGAACAUGGCUGGCUCGGCAUGUCCCAACGCACAAGCACACACCAACACACACACUGUGGAUGAAGGCUGGUAUGAGUGCAUGGACAGAAGACAAAGAGUCGAGAGACAUACAUAAUAUAUUAUAUGAGCGAGGCGGUAAAAGGACACACACACACACACACACACACACACACACACAUAUAUAUAUAUAUAUAAUAUAUAUAUAUUCACUUAGAAAAAGACAUGCUCUUACAGUUAAAACAUGAACUGUAUCAAGAUUAUCAUGUAUAUAUAAAGCAGCUCCUUCUCCAUAUAUGACGCUGCCAGUGAUAGCGGUAUGAACAGUAUUAUGCUAGCGGUUUAGCUCUCCUUCUAGGCGUGGCUAACGGCAGUAACCUGUUAUGAGAUUUAUGGUGAUACGCUAAGCAGAGCAGCCAUUGAGAAUGUGGGGUAGAGAUUCAGUAACCCGUUCUGUAAUGUGGUGCAGACACAUCUGAUCAUCUAGAUUACUACGAACUUCAGAAUGUCCUCAAUAGCUGCCUUUCCAUCCAAGCUGCGAGUUUAGUUUGUGUGAAAAAUCGGAAUAUCGCAUAAUGCACUUGCGAAUAAAGCACCGUUUCCAUCCUGUGUGUUCAAGGGAACAAAAUCGUCACUUGUGGGGAAACUGGCACGAAGUAUCACUACAAAUGGACCUUUUUUCCUAUAUAACAAACGAUAAAAAUGCAUUAUACAGCCGUUGAGCUGUAUAAACUGGCCACAUGCGCUGAAUAUCCAGUCACAUCAGCCAAUUAUCCAAUCACAUGAUUUGCUGAGGGAAAGUCACAUGACUUUUUUGACACGCAUAAAGGAAUUUAUUCGAUAAACGUGUUUCCAUCGUAGUGUACGCGCACGUCUUCUUAUCAAAUAAAAAAACGAUCCGCGUCAGUUGAGCGCACGCGUUUUCUUAUGCGCAUUUUGGAGAUUUUAUUCGCAUCUGGUGUUUCCGUACAGUGUUUUCUUUAUUUUAUUUUUACGCCGAAUCCCAAAAUUCAUUUAAAAAGACGUGGAUGGAAACGUAGCUCCCGAGUGUAACGUUCCUGUGCAACGUGAGUGAAGAGAAAUUCUGCCCUCUACUGGUGUGAUGUAAAAUGAAUAAAAUAUUCGACUUCUGUUCAGGCUAGUGCUAGCUAAGAAUCCACUCAGGAAUUAGCUGUGUUUUAUUUUAGUUUUAUUAUACAUCCUGCUGUAAUUUUGUAAAAUAUCAUGAUUCUGUUGUAUGACUUUAAAUUGAUUACUUCUUGUUUCAUAAGCAAUGUGACGUGUACAGUGUACUCUAGUUGUCCUGCCUUCGCAAUUCUACUUUUGUGUUUUUUGUAAAAAAUUGUAGACAAUUUGCCACACUGUAAGAAGAAAUAAAAGUCAACAAAGCACUGGACUCAUCUUGUGCUCGUCUUGUGGUGAGGUGUGAGGUAAACGUGCUAACCACUAAGCCACAAAGCCGUGUUGGACAUGGGAAAUGCCACUGCAGCAGGACUUUGCUUUUCCAUUUGACAUUGUACAUUUGUGUAAAUAUGUAAAAAUGAAAACGGUAAUGCACAACUUGCAUUUUCGUUUGAAUUAUGUCACAAUUUCUGUGUACACAAAUACAAUUUGCAACAACAUCACAAUCUGUUUACUUAACAGAAAUACAAUUUGCCAUUAGUUUUGAAAAUAGUCCAGAGAAUACUUCCACAGAUAAAGGUCAACAGCACUCUGGGUGUUAACUCAUAUCUGACAUGUUAUACAUCAGAAUGUGGUCUUAUGUUUAAUAGAAUAUAAUUGCUGUGAAGAAGGCUUUAGGUCAGGCGGGAACACAAUCGUACUGCUGAAGGAAGACCCGCUCUUUCACAGCAUGGAGACAUUGUGUUGGACCGAGACGUUUUAACCCCUUAAACCGUUCCCUGGACUUUAAUUUCUAGAGGAAAAUGAGACAUUUUAUACAAUAGAAUAGGAUCUUUCCAGAGUACUAAGAACAAAACCCCCACAUUGCUUUGACUGGCCAUUUUAAUGCUGUUUGAAAACAUCACGCAGAUUAAAAAGACUAAUGAUUGCCCCCUAGAGGUCAAAUAUUCCAAGGUCAAAAUAAAUGUAAUCCGGAUCAGAAUGUUCCGGAUUUGAAAAUCCCAUGCUUUGCCGUCCAGGAUCAAGUAACCCAUCUUACUUUAGUGACGGUUUUUCACAGCAGCACUGGAUUGGAUCACCCUAAUCCAGGUCCAAACCUUCCAGGAUGACUAGUGCAGGCUACUAGCUACAGGUAGAUUAACAACAGGUAGAUUAUCCAGCAUGUAAACAUCCUGUUCCUACAAACAAACAACUCUACGUUACUCACAAAUACAUUGGGGAUGUUUUGAACACAGGUUUGAAAUCAUAAAAAGUCUAAAUGUCCAAACAGUUAACGAAAUAAGAAUGAAGUUCUUCAUGUGUGGAGAGUGAUAAGUGACACAUUUGUUAGAAACUACUUCUGACUGGUUCGUCUCUGAGGAUUGUGUCAUUGUAUUUAAUAUACAGUGAUCAAUAACAGUUAGAAUUAAGUAUAUUAUUUUAGUUUGAUAUUGACAGCUGUUUGGGGGACUAUUUAUGGGGACAUUUGGGGGAUUUAUACUUUAUACUGACGUAUACUUUAUCUAUUACACGGUUAAUCAAGUGUAAAAUAUAAAUUAAUGUAUAUACUACAUGAUACAUUGUACUAUUUGACCGGUUUUAAUGUUUUAUUGCAUUUUGUUCCUGCUGGGAUCAGGAUAAUCCCAGUCCAACUAAAACGUUUUGAACAAACUCAUACUGAAGGUUUGAUCCAGAUCAAACGCAAAAUCAGAUUACAUGAUCUAAUCUGAUUUCAGAAUCCUUUUUUUCCUUUUCUCCUUUUGAACAAACCGGUUUGAAGAUUAGAUCCAAUCCGAUAGCCAAAAUCCCGAUCUGAUAACUUCUGAACAACUGGGCCUUAGUUACAACAGAGACUCCGGAGAGGAGGGUCUGUUCUCCAUGUGCUGGAUCAAAGACACAGUAUCCAAUACUAAUCAGAGAGUCAUAGAGCCGAGAAUCCACACGAGAAGCAGACACCAGGGCAAAACCAAAAAGUAAUCAAUAGUCUCAGAACUAAUAAUAAAGAUCAGCCAGACCUCACAACUACAAGGUGUGUAUAGCUAACGUGUGCUCAAAAAGUCACUGGAGGAUAUCAAGGACCCAUUUUUUUAUAAAUUCAUUAAUGUGUCAUGAUCAUUGCAGCUUUGGUCAUAGCACCACAAACACCCCGUCACUCAGCAGUGGUUUUUUCUUUACGCAUACCUCAGAUCCGGGUUUAAUAGAGAAAAGCGGAAAACAGUGGGCGGAGUCAGGAGCUGUAUUAAAUACAUUUAUUACAUCAGCCACAUAUUCAUCAUCACUUAGACAUUUCAUAAGCAAAAAGCAGACAGUAUAAGUACGGAACCCCAAAACAGUGUGUGUGUGUGUGUGUGUGAACAUGAUGCAGGCUCUCCACCUCCAUCCUCUUACCCUGAAAAUAAGGUGCCUCCACAUUUGAUUCAGACCAGAUUGAUUAAAUCAGACAAAUCUGAAGGUUCCACAUCAGUUUACUGUGUUCCUGCUCUCACACACUCUAUACGUGCCGUUCCAUUACCGUAUUAGCAUGAACAUACUCUGCUAAGCUAGCAUCAGAGGGCUAUUUAUCAUCCGAGGCCCAAUAAACAAUUCGGUGUUUCUCCAGGAUGACUCAUGCUCUGCAAGCAUGCCCCCCAAAAAAAAAAACAAAAAAAAAAAAAAAAAAAAAAAAACAAAAUUAUACCAGAUGCUCUGCUAGCAUGUUAGCAGAGCGUGUGCAAGCUACUUAGCUAAGCGAUUACCGAGAUGAUGAAAUGAGCGGUGCUCGGCUAGCAAGUCUAGGUGAGAUAAAGGACUCUGCUAGCACUAAAACAUGAUAGCUAGUUAGCUGAAUCAGCUGACAGGAGAACCAAAAUUAACCCCUAGAUCACUCACUGCGCCCUACACACUUCAGAGUGAUUAGCGGAAGUGGACGAGGGCAUAGUAUUGGAACACAAGAGUCUGUGUAUGUGUGUGUGUGAGAGAGAAAGAGAGCAGGAAACAGUAAACUGUGGACGUUUAUACUAAUGUAAAGUAUGGAUGAGUCAAGAGG